Molecule: messenger RNA, 1903 nt
Organism: Phlebotomus argentipes
Lineage: Eukaryota; Metazoa; Arthropoda; Insecta; Diptera; Psychodidae
Product: cuticle protein 7-like
Exons: 2
Coding region: 1199-1837 (212 amino acids)
Cellular component (GO): extracellular matrix
Source: RefSeq, a predicted model, not a curated record
UUCGAGUGUGUCCAUUACGAGCAAUUUGACUGCCGCGAGUGCCGAUAAAUGCGUGCAAAAAUCUUUGAGCGAGGAUUGCAGACAUUGAAUGGCCGGCGCUGAAAUUAAUAAUAUUCAUGAUCCACAUUCAAUUCGAUUAUCCAACAUGCCGCCGCCCUCCUCCUAAAAUAUACACACAAUUCGAGAGAUGUAAAAGAAUUUCACUAUCACUUUGCCCAGUGGCCGCGGGUGUGAUUCUGGUUUUUCUUGAGACGCGAUGUGAAAAAAGAGGAGUGAAGAAAACGCGAUCCAGUUAUUAUUUCACUCACUCUUUCACUCCUUGUCGCACCUUCUGGCGCAUUUCUCGCCUUCGGUAAGACUUUCCUUCCAUGUAAAAUUUGUAUACGAUAAUCAUGAUUAUGUAUUACGUGACUGAGCUGCUGGUCUCUCUAUGAGAUUAUUGCUCCAAAUGACCUUGUUAUGAGUUUCUGCAGCUAUGCUUUUGGCACAUUAGCAUUCAUUUUGUGAAGAGAUAUGAGAGACACAAUUUUAUGCAUUUUGCCAACUGUUAGAGAUAUUCAAAGGAAAAUCAUGAGUGGCUGCUCCACUCCAUUAUGAUGUCAUAUUGUUUAAAGUGUCAAAACAUGUGUCUCAAAAUAUGCCUUUUUAUUUGUGCACUGUGGGCAAUUUGCAUAGGAAUUUGUGCGAUGUGAGAGAGAUGUGGAAAAUAUAUUUAUGUCCCCUCGAGGCCUAGGGGUGAUUUUUUCCCACAUCGCACAGCCGCUUUCCUGGGCGGUGUGAUUCCUUGGGUUGAAUGAGAAAAAGAGCCGAUGCAAAACUGGAAUUCGGCUUGAAGAAAAUGAUACAUAUUCUUUAUUUAUAAAAUUGUAUAAAAAGGCGUUGUGCAAAGAGAGCAGUAUGAAAUUGCAUGUAUUAAUAUGUUGAUAUGUGACAGGUGAAAAUGUGUAUAUGAUAUUUGUGUGGGACGGGGAGGGAAAAUCCCCCGUAUGAGGUGUAUCAAUGUGCGCAAAAGAGAAGGGAGUGUGAGUUGUCUGAAGUAGUUGCCGAAAAUAGUGGUGAAGCUAAAUGGAGAGAUCCAAUUUCGCAUGGUAUAAAAGAGCCAGAUGGAUCAAGCAGAGAGCAUAGUCAAGCAACAGCCUUCCAAGCAAGCAAAUCUUCGAGCUUACCAAGUUCUCCCGAAACUUGAAAACACACAACAAUGGCAUUCAAAUUCAUCGUGGCUCUCGCCUUUGUGGCCGUCGUGAGUGCUGUGGAGUACCACCAUGGUGACUACCAUCAUCAUCAGCCCGUGUACCAUCACCAGCCCGCUGUGGUGAAGCACCUGCAGCCCGCUGUCCUCAAGCACGUGGAAUACGAAGCUCCUGCCAAGUAUGAGUUCUCCUACUCUGUGCAUGAUGAGCACACCGGUGACGUGAAGCAGCAGCACGAGACCCGCGACGGCGAUGUUGUGCACGGUUCCUACAGCCUCCUGGAUGCCGAUGGCCACCACCGUGUCGUCGAGUACACCGCUGACCACCACAACGGCUUCAACGCCGUCGUGCACCGUGAGCCCACUGGCCACAAGGUCGUCGCCCCUGUGCACAAGGUCCUGGCUGCCCCAGUCCACAAGGUGGUUGCUGCGCCCGUGCACCAUCACUACCAGCACGCCGCCCCCGUGGUGCACCACCACCAGCAGCACUACGCCGCUCCCGUCCACCACCAGCAGCACUACGCUGCCGUGCCCGUGGCCAAGCUGCUCGCCCCCGUCCACCACCACGCCCCCGCCUACCACCACCAGCCCCAUCACUACGACAGCCACGUGAGCGUGCACGCCGCUGGAGUCCACUACCAUCACUAAGCCAUCACCGAACUGCCAUGUUGUACAUAUAGGGAAAACGCGCUCGUGUAAAUAGUUCAUUUAUUC